Candidozyma duobushaemuli is the source of this 3516-nucleotide messenger RNA. It is a transcript of the gene SWI1, whose product is annotated as Swi1p. NCBI's taxonomy places the organism in Eukaryota, Fungi, Ascomycota, Pichiomycetes, Serinales, Metschnikowiaceae. Gene Ontology annotation, cellular component: SWI/SNF complex; nucleus. The transcript has a single exon. Gene Ontology annotation, biological process: regulation of transcription by RNA polymerase II. The record is from RefSeq and is a predicted model, not a curated record. The coding region runs from base 1 to 3516 and encodes 1171 amino acids. Gene Ontology annotation, molecular function: transcription cis-regulatory region binding.
AUGGUAGGUCCCAUCUUUGACGAGCCGCUUCCGGGCGCCAACAACAUGGCACCACAAAACCACCAAAAACAACCUCAAAGCCAGCACGAGGCCAAUUUGUUUGCACAAGGCGACCAGGGUCUCGGGGAUUUUGGAAUGAACCAGGGAAACCCGGGCAUGGACGGGAAACUGCCGCAGAUGUUCAUGCGGAAUAACGAAAUGAUGGAGGGUAACGGUAACUCGUCGCAAUUGGAUAGACAGAAGCAAGAGCAGCUUUUAAAAAUGAGACAGCAGAUCAUGCACCAGCAGAUGGUCCAGAACCAGCAAAAGGCUCAGCAUCGCCAGCAGCCCGAGUUGGCCGGGGCCCGAAGCCUGUCUGGUAUGAACAGUGAAGGUCAGUUCCAGGGCAACUUUCCUGGGAAUAUGGGCCAGAACGUCGGGCAGAACGUGAAUCAGAACGUGAAUCAGAACUUGAAUCAGAACUUCGGCGGCUUCCCCGGCUCUGGACCCGGCAUGGCGCCUCAGGGAGCCCAGAACAUGCAAUUCAUGGGUAACCAGAUGAACCAGAUGGGUAGAGCUUCGCCUGCCAUGAACCAGCAGAAACCGGGCAACAACCAGGGCUUGGGCCCGAGCUUGGACGGCAAAAUGAGCGCAAACCAGAAUCUCUCGCAAAACGUCAGUCGGGAGAGCUUGGAAGCUCAGGGCCCAAUGGGUUUCCAGAACCAGGCUCCGAAGAACUUCAUGGGCCAGGCUCCAGGAGGUACUCCGGGUGCUGAGAGCUUCCCGGGAAACGCCCAGGGCAACCCCAACGCUCCAAAACUUACACAGUCCCAAUUUGCUCUGUUGCAGUAUGAGCUGUUGCAAAUGACGCUUUCAGACUUCAUGAACCGCCGUGGUACACCCAUCACGCAGCCUCCCAUGGUAAACAACAAGAAGAUCAACUUGCUCAUACUCCACUUGUUGACGAGAAAAAUCGGAGGCGCCCAGGUCGUGCUCAGACACCUCCAGACGUUGAACCAGCCUUCACCGCAAAUCACCGACUGGACUAACUUGUGCAAAAAGUUGGGUCUACUUGAAGGCAUCGAUGUGCUGAGUAACCUAAUGGCCAAGCAACAGAUCGAAAAGCUGGUUGGUACCGUCUAUUUGCAGUAUAUUCUUCCGUAUGAGCAGCACGACCUGACAGAGGAAGGACGCAAGGAGCUCCAAGCCCGUCGUGUGCAAUUCCAGAGACAGCUAUACAUGCGCUUCCAGCAACAGCAGCAACAACUUCAAAGACAGCAGGGUCAACAGCCCCAGAAUCAGGCCGCCAACCAAAACCUACUGCAGAGACCUCAGCAGCUCCAGGAAGAGCAGAUGAAGCAACAAGAGAGAAACCUGCCUAAUGUUAAUCAAUUCCAGGGCCCACCUGCCCAAUCUCCUCACACCGGGUCUAUGCCCACCCCAGGUAUUCCUCAAUCCGGCAGAAUCUCUCAGCCUGUGGAUGUCACCCAGCCAUCGCCCGGUCCUGGUGCUAUGCUGAGAAAGCAGUCGCAAGUUGGCAGGUCGAAUCAAGGCUCGCCUGCUGUUCUUCAAUCUCCCUAUCUUCAACAACAAGGCCUCUCUCGCUCUGGAAGUGUGACGCAGCGCCUGGCCUCAGCCCAGCUGAGAUAUGAAGCUUCUGGAACACCAAGAAGACUGGUGGUUGCUGAGCCAGCGCCUGAAGUCGUCAGCGGUGACCCCAACACUAUCAAGAAAUACGUUCCUGUCAAGGAAAGUACCGAUACCUACGGAGCUGUCACUCUCAAGAGUGUGUCUGAUAUCUCAGCGGAGAUAGAGCUUACAAAGCCGGUGUUCUUGUUUGCGCCAGAAUUGGGCUCCUUGAAUAUCCACGCGCUUACAAUGUCCCUCAAGAACUACUCGGUGACGAACCCAGGUGAGAUUUACUCGGCGUUGAACACAUUGCUUGUGACUACCACCGACGCUAACUGUCAAUUCAAAGUCUCCGAUAGCCCUGAGCUUCUAGAUGCGUUGACUAGUGUGGGUCACAAGGUGUUGAGUCAGGUUACUAAGACGGCUGGAAAGCCCGAGAUGUAUGAGGAUGUGAAGGCUCAGGCUAAAGGCCCAAUAGACUCCAUCUUUGAGAAGUACGUGAAAGCAGGCGAAAUGCAGGGAGAGGAUAUUGUCUACAAUGUCGAUUCCUUGACUGCCGAGUUGGUGGAGGACGAGGACUCAGACAUCGAGGUUGAUGAUGUCUUCUCUCCAGAGCAACAUGAGUCAGAGCUGCCAGAAGUCACCAACGAGUCCACCGAUUACAGUGACUUCAAUGUCCCUGAUUUCCUCACGGGUUUGCUCGCCUUCAGAGAAGAGAAUAAGCACUACUUCAGCAAGAUUCAAACAAAAAGUGCCACCGACGAACAGAUUUUCCUCGUGGAUUUGUUGAUCACGGUGACAAUGACCUUGAGAAACCUCUCCUUCACUGGUGACAGCAGAGCUCUCAUGGCCUCAAACGCUUCAUACCGUGAGUUGAUCUUCAAAACAAUCAAGGCUGUCUUUGUCCACCCAGACUAUUUUGUUUUCCAAAGAAAGAGGUUCUGCUUGCUUAAAGACUCUCUUGUGAUGUUGGACCAGAUCGCAUUCCACAUGGAACUUGGCAACCUUGAAGAGGCAUUUUUGACAUUUUUGCUUGUCAGUGCCUUUGCGCCAAAGCUUAAUGAAUUUGAGGAUCAGCCAGGCAAGAGUUGCUUGAUUCCUGCUGCUCAGAUCGAUGUUCACACGUACUUGCCAUAUGGAGUUGACGCAUUUGCUAAGCUCUUGGUCAGGGAACCAAAAAGCAGAGCUUAUAUUCAAGCCGUGUUGACUGGCUCCCUUAAUGUGAUCUCGUCGUCAGAUCACCCCAGUGCUAGUUCAGUGGUUGUUACUCCUGAGGAUCAUCACGAAGCUAAGAAGAUGGUCAUGGCUUACUUCAAGGGCGAUGAGCAAGCGCUCAAAUCGGGAACGUUGAUUACAAGGGCAUUCAAACUUAUGAUGAGUAUUGUGCCUUUCACAGUGAGCGGUAUCGAAUUCACCAGAUUUGCUUUGCAGCGCUCUUCCACAACCUUACAAGCGCUUUUUGGCGCCAAACUUAUCAUUGAUUUAAUUCCGUCGGAUGAAGUGAACUCACAACUCAACAGGCUCCCCCUUUGGUGGUUAGCCGACAACGUACAGCUGCUCAUGUUUAAUUUUACCAAAAACACUCUCUCGCUUAUCACGGAAUCGGUCAAGUUCCCGAGACAAACCCAAGAGCACAAAAUUCUUUCAUGCGUCGGAACUAGGUCCCUUAAGGUGGUGAACAGCCUUCUUGGGAAUGCCGCAAAUAUCAAGAGAGCGUUAGACGAUGGAGAGAUUCAGGACGCUACGGAGAGGGAAAAUAUUGAGAAUGCUUUGGUCAAGUUGAAGGCACUUUACAGGGUUCAACCAGAGAGUGAAUUCGUUCUUAAUACGCUUUUAGCAGCCUCGAUCGAUCCAGACGUUGCGCAGGAAGUGGUAAGACUUCAUGGAUUACUUGACCAAUUCCAGUAA